CAUCCUCGUUCUCGCCUCCAGUCUCCCACACUAUCGCUAUUCUACAACUGACAUUGUAGUAUAGAGGUCUGCCAGUUCUCUCUCUCUCUUGGUGAAAUGGCUUCUCUGGCAGCAUCAACGGCAGCUGCCUCCCUUGGCGUGUCGGAAAUGCUUGGAAACCCCCUCAACUUCAGCGGCGUGGCCAGGUCGCCUGCUCCCACUGCCUCCAGCCCUGCCACCUUCAAGACCGUCGCUCUCUUCUCCAAGAAGAAGGCCGCACCAAAGACCAAGCCCGCUGCUGUUGCUCCGGCUGAUGACGAGCUCGCCAAGUGGUAUGGUCCUGACAGAAGAAUCUUUUUGCCCGAGGGACUUCUGGACCGGUCUGAGAUCCCAGAGUACUUGACAGGAGAAGUUCCUGGAGACUAUGGAUACGACCCUUUUGGAUUGAGCAAGAAGCCAGAAGACUUCAGCAAGUACCAAGCGUUUGAGUUGAUCCAUGCUCGAUGGGCUAUGCUUGGAGCUGCCGGGUUCAUUAUCCCAGAGGCCUUCAACAAAUUUGGAGCCAACUGCGGUCCUGAGGCUGUCUGGUUCAAGACAGGAGCUCUUCUCCUAGACGGGAACACAUUGAACUACUUUGGCAAGAACAUUCCCAUCAAUUUAGUUGUGGCCGUUGUUGCUGAGAUAGUUCUCCUCGGUGGAGCUGAAUACUACAGAAUCACCAAUGGCUUGGACUUCGAAGACAAGCUUCACCCUGGUGGUCCAUUUGAUCCCUUGGGGCUGGCGAAGGAUCCAGACCAGGCAGCACUUCUGAAGGUUAAAGAGAUUAAGAAUGGGAGACUUGCUAUGUUCGCCAUGCUCGGUUUCUAUUUCCAAGCUUACGUAACAGGAGAAGGCCCUGUGGAGAACCUCGCUAAGCAUCUCAGUGACCCUUUCAGCAACAACUUGCUUACUGUCAUCGCUGGAACUGCUGAAAGAGCUCCAACCCUCUAAUUUUCUUUCUGAUUUUUCUCUUGUUUGUUUGUACUCACUUGUGAUGGACAUGUCAAAGCGCUUUGUCUCUGCUCAUCUUGGAAAUCAAGAAGUGUUGUUUGUUGUUUUAUUUUUUAUGAGCAGGUCAUGUGGUGCACUCUUUAUGUACUAUACAAGUAUUUCGACAUGUACAAUUGUGAUUGAGACUCCGUAAAUUUUAUUUUAGUACGUUGUCCCUAAUUUGAGAGAUAA
This is a messenger RNA of Humulus lupulus (European hop), 1200 nucleotides long. RefSeq names its product chlorophyll a-b binding protein CP26, chloroplastic. Gene Ontology annotation, cellular component: chloroplast thylakoid membrane; plastoglobule. The record is from RefSeq and is a predicted model, not a curated record. Gene Ontology annotation, biological process: photosynthesis, light harvesting in photosystem I; response to light stimulus. Bases 97 to 969 code for a protein of 290 amino acids. The transcript is spliced from 6 exons. NCBI's taxonomy places the organism in Eukaryota, Viridiplantae, Streptophyta, Magnoliopsida, Rosales, Cannabaceae.